AUGUCACUCUUCACUAGCGUGCGCAGAGUGCUGCGCGCCCAGCGGAGGGUGGCCUGGAUCUCGGCGAGCUCGGCGGACGCCGGCCACCCGCUGGAGCACUGCUUGGUCCGCGUGGCGGCCGAGGAGCUUGAGAAUGUUCACAUCUUACCACAGACAGUUCUUUACAUGGCUGAUUCCGAAACUUUCAUUAGUCUGGAGGAGUGUCGUGGCCACAAGAGAGCCAGGAAGAGAACUACUGUGGAGACAGCGUCUGCCCUGGAGAAGCUGUUCCCCAAACAGUGCCAGGUCCUGGGGAUCGUGACCCCCGGGAUUGUAGUGACUCCAAUGGGAUCAGGUAGCAAUCGACCUCAAGAAAUAGAAAUUGGAGAAUCUGGUUUUGCUCUGUUAUUUCCUCAAAUUGAAGGAAUAAAAAUACAACCCUUUCAUUUUAUUAAGGAUCCGAAGAACUUAACACUGGAAAGACGUCAGCUCACUGAAGUGGGUCUUCUGGACAAUCCUGAGCUGCGCGUGGUCCUGGUGUUUGGCUACAAUUGCUGCAGGGUGGGAGCCAGCAAUUACCUGCAGCGAGUGGUCAGCACUUUCAGCGACAUGAACGUCAUCUUGGCCGGAGGCCAGGUGGACAACCUGGCAUCACUGACCUCUGAAAAAAACCCUCUGGAUAUCGAUGCCACCGGCGUGGUUGGACUGUCUUUUAGUGGACACCGGGUCCAGAGUGCCACAGUGCUCCUCAGCGAGGACGUCAGUGACGAGAAGACGGCCGAGGCUGCGAUGCAGCGCCUCAAAGCCGCCAGCAUUCCGGAGCAGAACACCGUGGGCUUCAUGUUCGCGUGCGUCGGCAGAGGCUUUCAGUAUUACAGAGCCAAGGCGAAUGUGGAGGCCGACGCUUUUAGAAAGUUGUUUCCUAGCGUUCCUUUAUUUGGCUUCUUUGGAAACGGAGAGAUUGGAUGCGAUCGCAUAGUCACUGGCAAUUUCAUACUGAAGAAAUGUAACGAGGUGAAGGAUGAGGAUCUGUUUCACAGCUACACAACAAUAGUGGCACUCAUUCACCUCGGGUCAUCGAAAUAAAGCCGCCUGUAAAGUGGCUUCCACGGCAUGUAACUUGGGGACUCUGCUUUUCCGGAAAAUGGAAACUCGGGAUAUGUGUAUUUCCAACAAAAAUAUAAGUCUGUUUUGUCACUUCGAUGCUCUAAAGCUUACGGUAGGGUAGUUUUUAAUGACAAUAGAUGAAGGACAGCUUUGUAGGUAACAGUGCAGAGCGGGAGCCGAGCGCUUGAGCAUCAGGCACGAGCGAACCGAUCGUGACCGCUGACCAGAUUCCGUAGCUGCCAAGUGCGUGAUGUUAGCCGGUCCUGCGCAGGGAGACGGGGAGAGGGUUCCCAGCAGGAUGGAGAUUUACGACAUUUCCUGACCGCCUCUGCAUUGCUCCAUGCUCUUUCAGCCGAAUCACAAAGACAUUUUUCCCCCUUAAUAAAGGAGGAAAGUACGCAGAUGGCUUGCUUGGGAAACCUUUCUCUGCUUUACAGUUUUACCAAUUUUUCAGAACCUGUAACAAAAUUACUACUUUUUACUUAUUUGCUAAAAAUUAAAGAACUUUUUAUUUAAUACUCUAAAGUCGCUUAGUGAAAUAAAUUGCCAAGACUUA
Molecule: messenger RNA, 1642 nt
Organism: Pteropus alecto (black flying fox)
Lineage: Eukaryota; Metazoa; Chordata; Mammalia; Chiroptera; Pteropodidae
Gene: FBXO22
Product: F-box protein 22
Exons: 7
Coding region: 1-1065 (354 amino acids)
Biological process (GO): positive regulation of proteasomal ubiquitin-dependent protein catabolic process; protein polyubiquitination; regulation of skeletal muscle fiber development
Source: RefSeq, a predicted model, not a curated record